ACUGCUCGAUCCGGAGACGAGCGCACUAACCAUGAGGCCAUUGUGUCUCUCUUGACCUGUAUCGUUAUCUAACACAAUGGCUUGAGAAAUUGAGGGGGCCUGGAAGGAAUUGUCAAAUACUGAGUCUUUGAUUCAGGGACCAGCCUUGUUAUGUCAUUACAGUUUCUAAGGCCUUAGAUUAACUUGUCACCCUUAGGCUACACUGGAAAUUGUUCAUGCUAAUUAAAAUACUUCUGUUGCAUCUUUAGGGGCACAACAUGGAGGCACACUACUGUUCCAUCUUCCGGUCAUUGGAGUCAGAGGUACUGUUCAAAUGCCUCAUGUUGAGGAGCCAUAACCUAUGGAAUCAGAGCAACCAAGAAUGGCAAGGUUAUCCUCGACAGGAUGCUGAUAGUAAAGAAUCAAGUAUUUGCUGCCUUCUGGGAGGAACCAAAAAUUUGUUGGACAGUUUGUCAUCAAAGAAGCCAGUUGCAGAGGGGCAUUUUGAUGCUCUAACUUCUACAACGAUUGGCAAGUAUCAUGACAACAUCGAACAACUGCAGGUGCUAUCCAAACAUGUCUGGGUCAAUGGAGACUUUCUUGAUAACCGCUAUGAAGUGGAAAGGUGAGUCAGUCUUAUUUUGUCCCCUUUAUAGUGGUCUGCCUGUUGAUAUGCCAGAUCUUGGUAGUAAUAAGACUUAACUAGGCCAACUGCUGUGUGGAAGUAGGGGGCUUUGUUAAAUAGUGUCGUGUUGUGGCUGAAGUACGUGGAUCUAGUCUUAAUGAACGUCCCACAUUAGUAUCAGGUUGUUAUUUGACACUCAAAUAGAGUUUCAUCAU
This is a messenger RNA of Orbicella faveolata, 819 nucleotides long. RefSeq names its product midasin-like. Gene Ontology annotation, biological process: ribosomal large subunit assembly; ribosomal large subunit export from nucleus. Gene Ontology annotation, molecular function: ATP hydrolysis activity; ATP binding. Gene Ontology annotation, cellular component: preribosome, large subunit precursor; nucleus. NCBI's taxonomy places the organism in Eukaryota, Metazoa, Cnidaria, Anthozoa, Scleractinia, Merulinidae. The record is from RefSeq and is a predicted model, not a curated record.